AUGAGAAGGCGGAUCCACACCAAAUCGGACGAGAACCUACGAGAAGCGACUUACGAGAAGAUGACACAACCAUCAACCACAGCCAUGACACCGAGAAGCAAAAGCAAUCGAGCUACGACGACGACCCGAGAGACACGCCACGCCGAAUCUAGUCGACUGAUGGAACACUCAGCUUGCGCAGACCAUAGUGAGCUAGAGCCGGACGUCUGCCUCCGAUUAACAUUGGCUGUAUCUCUGCAGAGGAAGCGUGGACGACAGACCUACACGCGGUACCAGACCCUCGAGCUGGAGAAGGAGUUCCACUUCAACCGGUACCUGACGCGACGACGAAGGAUAGAGAUCGCCCACGCCCUCUGCCUCACCGAACGACAGAUCAAAAUCUGGUUCCAGAACCGCCGGAUGAAGUGGAAGAAGGAGAACAAAACCAAAGGAGUGGAGAACGGCAACUCCCUCUCAGAGACCCCCACCCCCACCUCCCCCACCCACCGGGAAACAGCCUACCAGUGCCAGUACCACAUAGGGGCUUCGGGAGCCGGGUGA
Messenger RNA from Penaeus vannamei (Pacific white shrimp), 540 nucleotides. Lineage: Eukaryota; Metazoa; Arthropoda; Malacostraca; Decapoda; Penaeidae. The record is from RefSeq and is a predicted model, not a curated record.